GUUAGGCUCAACGCCUCUGUGCGUACGCGGCCAGAGGCCUGCCCUCCACCUUUCCGGGACAAAGUCUCAGCCGGCUUAACUGCGAGAUCUCCGAGGCCCGAGGUGGACGGCCGGCUGGCCCCCUUUUUUUUUCUCACAUUCAAAGCAUUUUUAAGCAUCCGGAACCCAUCUAGUCAGCCGUCAUCUUAUCAAUCUGAUCAGUUGUGCAACAUAUAUCCGCCCUGCAUCCGUUAUGAGACAGGCCGCCUGACUAUUUAAGAUAUCACUGCUGUUCCUGACCCUGGGCAUCGUUGCAUCAUAUCUUUCUAGGUUCUAUUUACAAACUCGAUCUCCUUCGAAAAUGGCUGUCGGGCUGAGGAACGUCGUGGUGAUUGGUGGAUCCUACGUUGGGAUUAACGCAGCAAAGGAACUCGCAAACGUGCUGCCUGCGACGCAUCGUGUACUCCUAAUCGACCCCCACAGCCAUUUCAACCACCUCUUCGCUUUUCCACGAUUCGCCAUACUGCCUGACCACGAACACAAGGCAUUUAUCCCAUACUCAGGACUUUUCAAUGCAUCGCCAAACAAAGACCUGCACACAAUCGUGCAAGCAAAGGUCGUAUCACUCAAGUCAAAAGAACUGACCCUAGACCGAGAAUGGCAAGGCUCGAGGCAGCUGUCAUUUGAAUAUCUCGUCGCGGCGACGGGCACGCGCCUCGCCUCGCCCGGGUCCAUGCCCUCCGACGAGAAGGGGCCCGCGGUGGAGUACCUCAGGAAGUACAACCAGGGCAUCAAGAACUCCAAGUCGGUGAUCCUGAUCGGCGGCGGCGCGGUCGGCGUGCAGAUGGCCUGCGACCUCAAGGAGAUCUACCCGGAGAAAGAGGUCACCCUGGUCCACUCGCGGGAGCACAUCAUGCCGGUGUACCACGAGAGGCUGAGCGACAUGAUCAAGGAGCGGUUCGCCGAGCUGGGCGUCAGGUUCGUGGGCGGCUCGCGGGUGGACAUCCCCGAGGGCGGGUACCCCCUCGGCGGCCAGGGGGGCGAGCCCAUCGCCGUCAGCCUCCAGGACGGCCGGACGCUCACGGCCGACUUUGUCGUCCAGGCGACCGGGCAGGUCCCCAACACCCAGUUCCUCAGGGACCUGGCGCCGUCGUCGGGCGAGUCGCUCACCAACCCCAGGAACGGGUUCAUCCGGGUCAGGCCCACGCUGCAGUUCCGGGACGAGGCGUACCCUCACCUCUACGCCCUCGGGGACGUUGCCGAUUCCGGGGCCCACAAGGCGGCCCGCCCUGGUUUCGCGCAGGCCCAGGUGGUGGCGAAGAAUAUCCAGGCGAUGGUCGAGGGCAGGAAGCCUAGUGAUGAGAUCGUGGUUGCGCCGGCUGGCAUCCACUUGACGCUGGGAUUGACCAAGAACACCAUUUUCAGGAAUCCAGACCCCAAGGCGGGAAACAACGAGCCCUUCGUUAACCUCAAGGACGAUGGCACGGCCGACAUGAGCAUCGAUGCUGUUUGGGAGAGGCGUGGAGUUAAGGUGACGGACCCAAGAGAUUAUCAUUUGUAAAGAUCGCUAUGCUUUGGGUAUGGUCAUUGCAUAGAUGCGCCAGAUUCAAGCCCAGUGCCUUAAAGGACGAUGUAGUGUCCCAAAGAAACACCCUAAUCUAGCGAGGUAGCAGUCAGCUAUAUUCAAUGACAAUUCCAUCACUGAA
Molecule: messenger RNA, 1685 nt
Organism: Diaporthe batatas
Lineage: Eukaryota; Fungi; Ascomycota; Sordariomycetes; Diaporthales; Diaporthaceae
Exons: 5
Coding region: 341-1540 (399 amino acids)
Cellular component (GO): cytoplasm
Molecular function (GO): electron-transferring-flavoprotein dehydrogenase activity; flavin adenine dinucleotide binding
Source: RefSeq, a predicted model, not a curated record